AUGUGGGAGGACAAAGACAGGGGAGGCGGGUCUGAGGCGCGCAACAAAGACAAGUCCUGGUGCCACCAUUCAUAUUCUGGCUUUGUCAUCUUACCAAUCUGGUGCGAGCCAGCUUGUCCCUGCGAAUUCCUCGAGAUCUUUCACGAAUCAUACGGCACCAGCAUAUGGAGCAGCCAUGAAUGUUCAGAUUCAAGCACCUGUUCCCGAAACAUCUUCUACCUCACGAUCGCCUUCAGGCUGGAGCGCACCAUCGAGACAAACCAGCCGCCUGUGCCGCUGUGGCCGCGGAAGAAUUACCGUUCCAACCGCAAUCGCAAGGAUCUUGGUCAGUGCCUCUUCGCCGAGUCCAAGCUAGAGCUCAUCUUAUCACAGCCCGCGCGCACGGAAACUCAGCAUAUAUCAGAAAGAGACGUUCCUGGUGUCGCAGAACGGUCCCGAAGUGCGAGCCCUGGGUUGAUGCAGACAGGGUCGAACGGGACACGGUGGAAUGUUGAGUAUAAUCCGGGUAACUGGAUGAGCCACCGAGAUUGUACUUCUGCGAUGGCCCAUGUCGGUAAUUAUGGUAUUACUGUUAAUGCCUAUGCUCCAGCAAUAUUCACUAAAUCCACGUCGAACCCUUCGUUCAGAAAGGGUAGAAUGAAUUCAGCAGCAGACGGUGCAAAUAACACGAUCCACCGUGGCCCCGUCGGUCUCUCCUUCAAACGUUGAGAGAAUGUCGAGCUGGUAGUCUUCCCGACGACAUAGAACGGACAUUCUGUCGCUGAAAUUGAGAAUAAAAUUCAAGAAAGUGAAUGCGACACGUACCGUUCUUGGCUGCACCAUUCGCCUUGUGUCAGGCCUCGCAUGAGCGUGCGCUGAUCAUGACAGCUCCAUCGAAAUCGCCCUGUGCCGUUACGGAUGCGAGUUCAUUGAUAUUCGUGAGCACGACCUCGAGCACUGGAAUCGAGAAAGGCAUGUUGUUUUCUGCAGUAAAGAUGGCUUCAUACCGGUCCUGACCGCUGUCGGAGGAUGGCGUAGGUUCGCGAA
Guyanagaster necrorhizus is the source of this 1026-nucleotide messenger RNA. RefSeq lists its product as uncharacterized. The record is from RefSeq and is a predicted model, not a curated record. The transcript has 7 exons. Bases 1 to 708 code for a protein of 235 amino acids. NCBI's taxonomy places the organism in Eukaryota, Fungi, Basidiomycota, Agaricomycetes, Agaricales, Physalacriaceae.